AUGGACCGUUUGCGGUUGAUCGGCCAUCGGCUUUCGUUUUCGAAACAUACACCACCCAACCCCACAUCCCACAGCAACUUAUCGUCGUCUUUAAAAGUCCAAACCAACGAGUACAACCCGGAAGAACUCGCGGAGUCGUCGGAAUCCGAGUCGGAAACAGAGGAGAAUCUCAAGAAAGAGGAGGACGAGAAGGACUAUUGCGAAGGAGGGUAUCAUCCCACGUAUUUCGGUGAGCGGUACGGCACAGAGAAACAGUAUGUGAUUGUGCGGAAGCUUGGCUGGGGCCAUUUUUCCACCGUUUGGCUCGCGUACGAUUCUAUACACCAUCGCCAUGUGGCCAUCAAGAUUGUUCGGUCUUCCAAGAACUACAGAGAGGCCGCCUUGGACGAGAUCAAGAUAUUGGAGAAAGUCAACAAUGGGCCAGAAAACCAUCCCGGACGAAGACAUGUGGUGCAGAUGUUGGACCAUUUCGUCCACACGGGGCCGAACGGAGAACAUAUUUGUAUGAUUUUCGAGGUUUUGGGCGAAAAUAUGCUCAGCCUUCUACUCAGAUACAAGCAGUUUCAGAAGCAAAAAACAGAGGAGUACAAAAAAACGUCUGUUUCAGACGACGACAACUUGUCUGCGAUUUCUGUUGAACAUCACAUGAGCACGAUCAACGAUCUUACGAUACUGAAGGAAAGCUACGGGGGUCUUCCGCUGACUUUGGUCAAGCAGAUCGCCAAACAAUUAUUGUUGGCCCUCGAUUACCUGCACAGAGAGUGCGGCAUAAUUCAUACUGACAUCAAGCCGGAAAACGUUUUGGUGGAGAUCAACGACGUGGAGAAACUCGUGCAGAUGCUCGAGCGAGAAAGAAAAGAUAGAAAGCUCUCGCGUCACCGGAACUCGAGAUCUCAGCAGAGCUCGGACCCCGUCGUUGGCGACAGGUCCCGAUCCGCGUCGCACAGACCCAAGCCGAUCCGCCUGUCCAAGCCGUUGACAUCCCCUGUGGAAACCAGGGGCUCGGUGGACAAUUUCUUCCGUUCGUUCUCGUUCUCGCAGAAACGUGCCAGCUCUCAUGAGUCGUUCAUGCAUGCCAAGAGCGAAUCUGCGCCGGCCGUCUCCUCGAUUCCGCCGGUGCCGCCUGUUCUUGCUCCGAAUCCUGCAGCGUUUACAAUUUCCCCGCAGGCGAUUCCCGAAGAAGAGGAGUCGUCCGAGGAGAACGACGAGGAGUUUGUGGACGCCACCGAACCGCCGAUCCCGUUCCCGGACCCAGUGACGAGCGCCACGCGGCGUGUAUCGUCGUUGACAAUAGACCCGCACCAGCCUGUCUCGCGGCGAGAAUCUGUGCUGUCCACCGUGUCGCGCCAGUCGUCCACUGCCACCACGACGAUGGACUUCGACUCGAUUAUUUCUGUCAAGAUUGCAGAUCUGGGAAACGCCUGCUGGACCAACCUGCACUACACGAACGACAUCCAAACGCGACAGUACCGUGCGCCAGAGGUGAUCCUAGGCGGCAAGUGGGGCUGCUCCACCGAUCUCUGGUCUGCAGGAUGUUUGAUCUUCGAGCUGAUCACGGGCGACUAUUUAUUCGACCCCAAGACAGGAACAACGUACAACAAGAACGACGACCAUCUGGCCCAGAUCAUCGAGCUGCUCCAGAUCUGGCCGUCCAAGUUGUACUUGAAGAAGUGCAAGUACUCGCGAGAGUUUUUUGACAAGUCGUUCCAGUCGCUCAAGAACAUUUCCAAGCUCAAGAUCUGGACGUUACUUGCGGUGUUGGUGGAGAAGUACCACAUCGAGGAGCCUCUUGCUUACGACAUUUCCAAGUUCCUGCUUGCCAUGCUGGAGUUUGAGCCAAAACGACGCAUGGACGCUGGCUCUUUGAGCAAUUCGCCCUGGCUCAGCGACUGUCAGCUGGAAGAGCACUUGGACAGAGAAUACGGGCUGCGCGGGCAGGACAUCAAGGGAUGGUGCUGCGAGCAGUCCGACUGA
Molecule: messenger RNA, 1974 nt
Organism: Ogataea philodendri
Lineage: Eukaryota; Fungi; Ascomycota; Pichiomycetes; Pichiales; Pichiaceae
Exons: 1
Coding region: 1-1974 (657 amino acids)
Biological process (GO): regulation of mRNA processing; spliceosomal complex assembly; protein phosphorylation
Molecular function (GO): protein kinase activity; ATP binding
Source: RefSeq, a predicted model, not a curated record